AAGAGAAGGGGUGAGGGAUGGAGAGAGAGAGACAGAGAGAAAGAGAGAGAGAGAGAGAGAGUUUAUACUAAGAGCUAUGUUUUGAGAUGAACUAAUCUGCUAGAGAGCAGUGUGAGGAUCGGAACGCAUUGUGUGAGCGAGUGUGUGGAGGACAGAUAAGGGAAGAAGCCCGGCAGACCAACUGCUUGUUUUAAUGUGCUGACUCUGGGGAGCUAAAAAAAAAUAAAUAAAUAUUGACUCUUCAGUCGUGCGGCGUGAGCCAGGGCACAAGCGCCACAUUUAACAGAGGUGCACCAGAAAACACGGGCGCGAGAGAGGAGAAAAUACAUCCAGCCAGACAGCAGAUAUAGAGGAUUUCUCCUUCCUUUUCUUCUUUUUUUUUAAUCUGUUCAUUUUUCUUUCUUUUUUUUCUCUGGACUGAUUCCCAUUUCCGGUAGCAAAAAAGGAGCCGUAGAGCACGAGAACGGCAAAAACCCCCACAAAAAAGCGUCAAGAAACGAAACGCCGCCAACAAGAUGUUUGAAAUCAGCCGAACACUGAAUGCUGCUUUGUUGAGCAAUGAGUGUCUGAAGAUGAUGGUAAAGUGUUCACAGAACUCGGCAGUAGCCCAGGCGGAAGGCUCCUUCCCAGGCAUGGGCUCGCUGCUUUUCCCCCGAGAUCCAUCCAGUCAACUGGGGGCCAGGGCACUGGGGGGAUCGACAGAGACUCAGUGGCGUCAGGCAGACCUGCCGCAGCUCCAGGGCUGGGCUGAGAAGGGACUGCUGACACAGCCAAAGAUGAUAAUCAGCAACAUGGAUCCUCAGGUGACGAAUGGCCCGAACUCUGCCACGGCCAACGGUCCCUCCAGCAACAGCCGCAGCUGCCCCUCGCCCAUGCAGACCGGCAGCCCCGAUGACGACAGCAAGACAAACCUCAUUGUCAACUAUCUGCCCCAGAACAUGACCCAGGAAGAGUUCCGCAGCCUCUUCGGCAGCAUUGGCGAGAUUGAGUCCUGCAAGCUGGUUCGAGACAAAAUCACAGGGCAGAGUCUUGGCUAUGGUUUUGUCAACUACAUUGACCCAAAAGAUGCAGAGAAAGCCAUCAACACGUUAAACGGACUCAGACUUCAAACCAAAACUAUUAAGGUUUCAUAUGCACGGCCCAGUUCAGCUUCUAUCCGUGACGCUAAUCUGUACGUGAGUGGGCUACCCAAGACCAUGACCCAGAAGGAGCUGGAACAACUCUUCUCUCAGUACGGACGGAUAAUCACCUCCCGCAUUCUCGUCGACCAGGUCACAGGUGGCUCGCGGGGUGUGGGCUUUAUUCGCUUUGAUAAGAGGAUAGAAGCGGAGGAAGCCAUCAAGGGUCUGAAUGGACAGAAGCCCUCAGGUGCUGUCGAGCCUAUUACGGUGAAGUUUGCCAACAACCCCAGCCAGAAAACCAGCCAGGCACUACUGUCGCAGUUGUACCAAUCCCCCAACCGCCGCUACCCGGGACCCCUCCACCACCAAGCGCAGAGGUUCAGGCUGGACAAUUUGCUUAAUAUGGCCUAUGGCGUUAAGAGGUUCUCCCCCAUCACAAUCGAUAGCAUGACCAGUCUAGUAGGGAUGAAUAUCCCGGGUCACACAGGAACGGGCUGGUGCAUCUUUGUCUACAACCUGUCUCCAGACUCAGACGAGAGCGUCCUGUGGCAGCUCUUUGGACCGUUCGGAGCCGUAAACAACGUCAAGGUGAUCCGCGACUUCAACACCAACAAAUGCAAGGGGUUCGGUUUCGUCACCAUGACAAACUACGACGAAGCGGCCAUGGCCAUUGCCAGUCUGAAUGGGUAUCGGUUGGGUGACCGUGUCUUGCAAGUGUCUUUCAAGACAAACAAGACCCACAAGUCUUGAACUCCCCUCCCAUCACUUGUGUAGCUCCUUAAAGCUCCUCUAAUACUAAAAACCCACCUCUGCCCACUCAGCUACUCAAAACAGGAACACACCCGACCAACAAACCUACAAAAAAGAACUGGAUAUGGCUUAUAAUAUAACUUUGGACCUAUAAGCCAAUGUUGCCUAAGUAUUACAAAAUGACAAAUUGAGAAUAUUCAUUAUUUGGAGCCCCUGGAAGUGAUACAGGGCUUCUGUUGUAUAUCUUUUUAAGUUCUUGUGAUUGUCUUUACUUUUUUUCUUUUCUUUUUUUUCUCUGUAAACAGUAGCAAAACCAGACCGCCCUUAUUUUGAAGAAGAAAAUGUCCUUCUUUAGAUCGAACUGUCUUGGUGUCGAUUCAGGAUUUUUUCUUUCUUUUUUAAAUCCGGAUCCACUGUCGUUAGAACAGCGCCUCCCUGGUAAAAGAACAGGAGGGGAUCUUUUUAAAAAAAAAUCAGUGAUCAUUCAUUCAUUUGUUUUGGUGUAAAUUGUUAGAGAUCCCCAAAAUGAAUUGACAGGGAUGAGGCCAUCCCUUUUCUCUAAUGCAGAAGAUGUUUCUAGCAUAGUUUUGGUUUUGUACUGCAAACAAAACACACGUCUGUCCUCACGGGGGAUUCAGGGGGAAGGGGCGAGGGAAGGGACGGGCUAGCGCUCCUGAUGACACGUUUCGUCAAAAAAACACAAAAAAAACCUACACACACUGUUGCCAAAGAGAAAAUCUCUUUGCUUGAAAAUGCGUUUAGAAAAAAUGAAAAAAUAAAGAGAAAGAAGAUCUAUUUUUAUAAAUAAAGAUUAAAAUAAUUAUUGAAGAAUUUUUACAAGAAUCUGGAUUUGAAAAAAGAGAAAAAUAUUUUGACUGGCUAAUUAGGGACGGGGGGAGGGGUCAGGUGCCACCUUGUCUUGUUCGUUCUGCCGUGGUACUUUUUAGGAUCCAAGGUCGUUUGUUUUUUUGGGGAGAACCGUAUUGGCAAUGGAAGAAUUUUGUAGAUGGAAGAAUUUAUCAAGGGAUGCAAAUUCAGGCAGGUAAUUUUUCAUAGCAGUAAUUAUUCAACAGCGAUACCCAAUAGGAGAGGCACAGGGGUCUUCCCAGGCCAACCACAUCUUCACAGUCAAGGGCCCAAAGCAAGGCCACUCAUUGUCCACUCAUUUACUUUAGAUCAUCCGUCUUUGGAAUAUAAGUAAUAAAGAUACACACGUGUGCACACACUUCUUUCUCCAUUCGGAUGACAUAUACAUGGUUAUGUUUAAUUUGCUAUGAUUUCGUGAUAGCGCAUUCGAGAUGUACUUCCUUUAGCGAUCAACAGUAGGUGCUAUAUUACAUGGUUCACUUAUCUUAAAUAUCCAACUUUGUUGUUCUUCGUGUUGUUUAGAGAGAAAAAAAGAAAAUUUAGAUGUUGCCAUUAUAUUAAGCUGCUGUUUUUCUUCUUUCAUUGACGUUUUUUCUUUCGAAAUCGUCGCCGUCUGGUCUGGAGAAACCCCAGAUAAACAAACUCGGGCGUCUAUGACGAUGUUCCUUUGGCUUGCUUACUUCUAGGUUAUUUGCUGAGUGUACAGCGUUUGUCGAAAUUCAGCGAUAAUUAGCUAGUUCUGUUAGUCUAGUAUUUGUUUCCUCAAAGGAUCUAUUAUGACUGUCUUUCUUUGUUGUGUACAAAUGGAUGAUAUAUAGUCAACAUUUUAUGUUCCAAUAUCUAUAUCUAUCUGAGUUGUCACUGUUUUUCGUUCAGGAUUGUCUUUUUUCAUAUGAAAACUUUAUGAAGUGAUGGUUCAGUUACUUAGAAAAACUUGUGAGGAAUCCUGUUUAAUAUGUUGUCAUGUCACUUGUGAAGAUAAAGAAAAAAAACGCAAAAAAAAAAGAACUGAAAAAUUGGAUAGAUUUAUUUGAUUUAAUGCCGCAGCAAAAGAAAUCGAACAAAAAGCUUCUUGAGAAAAAUCUGUAUUUAUUUAUUGAUCGAUUGAUUGUCUCAUUGAUUAAAUUAUUUAUUUAUCUCGAUUUAUUUAUUUACUUGUUGCUUUCUUAUGUUGUCUGUGUUUUUGCGUAAUUCUGGUUCAGGGAGGGGGGGUCUUUCUGAGCUAAAGGGAACAAAUGACUAGGGGAGACGCUCUUCCAUUAGUCCUGUGCACUGAGAAAUUUUAGUACAUUUGUGCUUUGUACCAAUAUAUCAAAAUUACAAUAUAAAAAAAUUUAAAAGUCAAAAACGAAAAAAAUGCCAAGAGGGUUGGUGAGGCUCUUCCCUUAUUAAUAGAAACAGUUACUCGCUAUGCAUAACCUAGCCGAUAGUUCAAUUUGCUAUUGCUUUUUUCUUGUCUUGUUAAACAUAAAUCUUUAAAUCUUUUUCAAUAAAGUUUAGUCUUAAUAGAAUGUUAUAACAGUUGUUCUGGUUCAAUAUAACCUGUGAUAAGUUUGUGUAGUUUUAAAAGCCACUUCCCGCCCUCCCUCCACACACUACCGUUGCUUUGUGAUUAAACUUUAUGCAAAAACGUGGGUCUGAAAUGUAGUUUCUCAUGGAUCUCGACGACGUUCAUGUCAGGCUUUGCUGCCCUAAUUUGAUUGAUCGAUAUGUGUCCAUUGUUUUAGUAUGAUUCAUCAACUCAUCUGAACUGUAACCUUCAUUACAACCACAUUGAUACUCCAAAAAAAGGAGAAAAAAAAAAAAGCAUUGACUCUGAUUGUACAGGUUGAACAAAAAUAGCUAUUGCAGAUAAUAUUUGAUAGAUUACACCUGUUAUAUAUUUUCUAAGAUAUAGUCUAUUUUGAGAGGUAAACUUCCUGAAUGGAGAGCUCGUCUCUUGUUAAGCAUUCUUGUGAAUGCUGGAGAAUGAAAAACAUAAGUCACGUUCAUGAGUAGUCUUACAUUCCUCCACCUCUAAUGCCAUCCAUCCUCCUCUGCUCCGUCUCUAAUGGGGCGGCGGUGGCGGCGGCACAUCCCUUCUCAAACCCCGCUGCGGCUGGGAGUUUGAAUUAUGCAACGACCCCAGUAGAAUGUUGUUCUGUUGUACGAACAAAUUUCCUGCAUUAUGUCCUCCACUUUUGGUUAAUGGCAUCACCCUCCGCGUGUCUGAGCGUGGAUGACUGCACUGGAAAGCGUCUAGGACGUGUGAGAGUUUGCGGGGGUGUUGGAAAUGCGGGGCCGUGCCUCUAUAGUGCGUGCCCAUAUCGCAGUGUCUCUCCCCCUGUAGCGCCUUAUAGUGGCAGCCUGCCAAUAGGAACCCAUCAGCCAGUAGUGUAGGAGGGAAGGCAAAGUGAGGAACAAGGCUCUUGUCAUAAUUCAUUUUCUCCUAAAAUGUGUUUGUUUACUAUCUGAAAAAUCUAUAAAUCUUUAAAGACAAAAAAAAAGGUUAAAAAAAAAUGUUCACCGGACCAAGCUGGUCUCUCCUACUUACUUUAUUACUUAUCUAUAGAUUAUUGAUUAUUGUUACUAUGAUUAAUAUUAUUCUCAUUAUCCUUAUUCUUAUUACGAAUCAAAUUACUGCGAUGAAUGACUUCAUGUUAUCCUUGCUAGUUUAGGUCAUUUCUGAAACUGGAAACAAAAUAUGGAAAAAAAAUACUUGCUGUAAAUGUUUUAUUUUUUUGUUUCUUUCUUUCUUUUUCAUUAAACUGUUGUGUUUGAAUUAUUUGUACUUUUGAAUGUUGGGACAAUAAAAUAAGGUGUUGAAA
This is a messenger RNA of Carassius gibelio (silver crucian carp), 5545 nucleotides long. Its product is annotated as ELAV-like protein 4. NCBI's taxonomy places the organism in Eukaryota, Metazoa, Chordata, Actinopteri, Cypriniformes, Cyprinidae. The transcript has 9 exons. The record is from RefSeq and is a predicted model, not a curated record. Gene Ontology annotation, molecular function: RNA binding. Gene Ontology annotation, cellular component: ribonucleoprotein complex. The coding region runs from base 516 to 1871 and encodes 451 amino acids.